UUUUUUAAUACAGAGGCACUCCAUCAGUUAUGUCCAAAAACUAUGGUGCAGCAGGAACAACUUCUCGUCGUGGCCAAGCUUAUCUAUUGGUACAAAGAGCUGGUAACAUGAAAGGCUCCUCUCCUCGGCCAAGUGUCAAGGGAGCUGCUGCCAAUGAACAUGCAACUGUAACUUUAGAAGACAUCAAGAGUGUUGCUUUAGAUUCCAUGCCAGAUGUUGAUGAGAUGCCCUCAGCAUUUCAAGAAUGUUACAGCUCUGAGCAAUUUGAUGAGUUUCUACUGGCCAUUUUGAAUUACUUUGAUGCAUUCUUUGAGAGGAUGGCUAUCGAAAACAAGCCAAAACCAAUGGCAGUUGAGCCAAGCCUGGCUGAGAGAAAGGCUCUAGCAACAGCUGUCGGUAAACAGGAGGCAGCACAAAGGCUUCUGGGACAGUGCUACUGUACGCUUGUGCUGGGCCUGGGACUUGAAGAUAAACACCACAUGGGGUGUGGCCGGCAACGCAGCUCAGACACAAGUAGGGACAGAGAGCUGUAUGAGGCUCUUUAUCCAUUUUCUGCAUAUGUGACCUACAUUGCGUUCAGACGGCAACACCUGGAUCUAAUACAAAAGGAACUAGGAAGAUUGUUUCGCUCGGACACUUUUAACCCUGCAGGGAGGCCACAGGCAGUUAAAGAGGUGUAUGCAAUAGAUCGUCUUAAGGACAGCACCAAGCAGCCGCUGACGCCCGCGGAAUAUCGCAGGCUCAAACCAAAAAGACCACCCAUUAAGUCUAUUAUCAAUCAGCGUUCGCCAGUACUUGUGUCUUUGUUACCGACCUCACAAGAAGCAAGUCCGUGGUUUCUUGAUCGCACAAAAGCUCUUCCUUUAUCAGAAAGUGAUAUACCACACGAAGAUGACAAACUGGAUCUCCUUCUGCAAACUAAAGUUGGUAUAAUUGGAGAGCCAAUGUCUGGCUUUAAUCCGCUCACCCUGGCUCCGUUUGGCGAGGAACACGAGGAGGAGACUGGAGACGAGGAUGAAUCAAGAAGAAGUUCCCUACCUGGCGAGGCGCCGGUCACACCCACUCAAGGAGUGACCAGUGUUGUUGAAGAGGGAGACACCGCUGAGCAAGAAGAGUGACAUUAAUGGCUACGUCCAGUCUCCUUGCCUAGACAUACAGACAUCUCAACGCAAUUUGAUAGGAGAAAUUGUUGUAAAUAAGGUGUAAAUACACUUCGGCUUCGGAAGGAAAAUGAAUUUCACGAUGCAAUGGAAAUGUAACAAUGUAAAGCAUUUUUCUCACUCUAAAAGUAACUUGUAAGUAGUAUAAAAAAUGUCAUCGUUGGUGUAAAAUGUAAUGUAAAUACUCGAAAUAAAGAAAUACGUUCAGUGGCGAUUACAUUUA
Orbicella faveolata is the source of this 1383-nucleotide messenger RNA. Its product is annotated as protein phosphatase 1 regulatory subunit 36-like. The record is from RefSeq and is a predicted model, not a curated record. NCBI's taxonomy places the organism in Eukaryota, Metazoa, Cnidaria, Anthozoa, Scleractinia, Merulinidae. Gene Ontology annotation, molecular function: phosphatase binding. Gene Ontology annotation, biological process: negative regulation of phosphatase activity.